UCUUCACUGUAGGACAACUUGUAAGGUGACGAUGCAUCUUCGGCGCUUCUCCUCCGUUGCUGCGGCUAAUCCAACACCAACCUAUGUCGACCGCAAUCCCCCCAUUAGCAUCUCGCAACGUCGCGGUGAUAGGUGCAGGCGCCAGCGGACUCGCCGCCGCCCGUGAGCUUCGACGAGAAGGCCAUCGAGUUGUAGUUUUCGAGCGAGGUGACCAGGUAGGGGGCACCUGGAUCUACACCCCAAAUGUGGAGUCCGACCUGCUCGGGACGAAUCCGGAUCGACCCGUGGUCCAUUCCAGCCUCUACCAAUCGCUCCGCACCAAUCUCCCGAGGGAAAUCAUGGGGUUUCAAGAUUACCCGUUUGUAAAGCGAGAAAGCAACGGGAGAGAUGGGAGAAGAUUCCCGGGUCACAAAGAGGUAUUGAUGUAUUUGCAAGACUUCGCAUCUGCUUUUGGCAUCAAUGAAUUGGUGCGGUUCGAGACGGAGGUUGUAUCCGCCAAGUUGGCAGAUAGUGGGAAAUGGAGGGUAAGAUCAAGAGGCAGAGGUGGCGUUGGUGUGGAUGAAAUUUACGACGCUGUGGUCGUUUGCAAUGGACAUUUCACUCAGCCUCGCAUUGCUGAUAUUCCCGGCAUUAAUGUAUGGCCGGGGAAGCAAAUGCAUAGCCAUAAUUAUCGGACACCUGAGCCCUUUCAAGAUCAAGUUGUGGUUGUGAUAGGUAACGCGUCUAGUGGUGUUGACAUCUCAAUAGAAAUUUCUGGAGUUGCUAAAGAGGUUCACGUUGCUUCUAGGUCCGUUGCAGAUGAUAAACUGGGAAAGCUACCUGGGUUUGAGAAUAUGUGGCUUCAUUCUCUGAUUGACAGUGUCCAUGAAGAUGGAAGAGUGGUUUUUAAAGAUGGAAAUGCAGUUUGUGCCGAUGUCAUUCUACACUGUACAGGGUACAAGUAUCAUUUCCCUUUCCUUGAAACCAAUGGUGCAGUGACUGUAGAUGAUAACUGUGUGGAACCACUCUAUAAACAUGUUUUCCCUCCAGCAUUGGCCCCAUGGCUUUCAUUUGUGGGGAUACCAUGGAAGGUUGUCCCCUUCAUAAUGUGCGAGCUGCAGAGCAAGUGGAUAGCUGGAAUACUGUCAAAUCGCAUUGCCCUGCCUUCUAAAGAGGAAAUGAUGGAAGAUGUGAAGGCAUUUUACUCGUCCCUGGAAAUCUCAGGCAUGCCGAAGCGUUAUGCUCACUGCCUAGGCAAGGGUCAGCAAUGGGACUACAAUAACUGGAUUGCAGCCCAGUGUGGGAUUCCUCCAGUGGAAGAAUGGAGACAGAAAAUGUAUGAAGCCGCAUCCAAGAGCAGGGUCCUCAAACCUGUGGCAUACCGCGACCACUGGGAAGAUGAUGACUUGGUUUUGCAGGCUCAACAGGAUUUUAGUCGCUGUCUCAAGUCCUGAUUUGUUCAACUCUUCAUGAUGAUCCUGCGUGAUAAAACAAUCAUAAUUAAACAUGCAUUGGGGAUAAAAUAAUGGGACCAUGAACAUUAUAUGUGUAUAUUUUAUUCCUUGAGUUAAGAUUGAUGAAUAAAAAAUAAUCUUUUAAAUUUCAGAUUAAAAUAAUUCAUCAUUUUUUGAAAUAUAAGUAAACUAUUGUUAAAUCUAGAUUUAGCAGUGGAAACUUGCAUUUUGUUCAUUAAAAACAUCAUAAGGUGAACAACAUUAAUGUUGAAGCCUUACGCUUGGUGAGCAUAAAUGGAUGCCCUGCUAUGUUGCUUUGCAUAAGCAGCAUAAGAAAUGCUGAAGGUGGACAUGCAAUGAUAAUGAUUGUACAAACAAGAGGCCAGUUGUUGAAUUA
This is a messenger RNA of Prosopis cineraria, 1830 nucleotides long. Its product is annotated as flavin-containing monooxygenase FMO GS-OX-like 4. The record is from RefSeq and is a predicted model, not a curated record. The transcript is spliced from 7 exons. Bases 84 to 1433 code for a protein of 449 amino acids. NCBI's taxonomy places the organism in Eukaryota, Viridiplantae, Streptophyta, Magnoliopsida, Fabales, Fabaceae. Gene Ontology annotation, molecular function: N,N-dimethylaniline monooxygenase activity; flavin adenine dinucleotide binding; NADP binding.